Molecule: messenger RNA, 1193 nt
Organism: Aspergillus heteromorphus CBS 117.55
Lineage: Eukaryota; Fungi; Ascomycota; Eurotiomycetes; Eurotiales; Aspergillaceae
Product: twinfilin
Exons: 4
Coding region: 141-1193 (350 amino acids)
Biological process (GO): actin filament depolymerization; barbed-end actin filament capping
Cellular component (GO): cytoplasm; actin filament
Molecular function (GO): actin monomer binding; actin filament binding
Source: RefSeq, a predicted model, not a curated record
CUCCCCCAACUUAACUCCUGCCACACGCCACUACACUACGCUACACUACACUGCAAGCACUCCACCAACUCGACUGCAGGAGACAACCGGCCGAUCAUUCCAUCCAUCACGGCCAGGCCACCGCCGGCUCUCUAUCCAAAAUGCAGUCCGGCAUCUCAGUCUCCCAAGACCUCCACGAUGCCUUCAACACCUUCCUCUCCGACUCUUCAAUCUUCUGCCUCCCGGUAACCAUCAAAUCGGAAAGCCUGGCGCCCCUGGCGCCCCUCCGCUUCUCAACCCCUAACGCCUUCUACCCCUCCCUCUCGCAACUCUCCUCGGUCCUGGAACCAAAAACCCCUCUGUACCUCCUCCUCCGCCGUCCGUCGGAGACAACCGGCUCCUCGUCCCUCGUGGCCCUGACCUACAUCCCGUCGAACGCGGGCGUGCGUGCCAAGACGCUCUUUGCGGCGACCCGCGCCACCCUGGCCCGGGAGCUGGGGACGGAGAAGUUCGGGGCGACGGUGUUUGCGACUGAAGAGGAGGAGGUCCUGGGCGAGGCGGCGUGGAGAGAGCGGGAUAAUGAGAGGAAGGGGGGAGAGGAAGGCGGCGCGGGCGGGUUCCGGAGGGAGGAUCUGAUGGGUGAGAAGGAGAGGGAGUUGGAGGCUGUUAGGCGGGCGGAGGAGGAGGCCAGGAAUGGUACGCCGAGUAGGGAUAUUGGUAUUGGGGGGACGUUUGGAAGGGGCGGUGGGCUUGGGGGUGCGUCCGGGAUGAGGAUCCAGAUGCAUGUGGAUGAGGGGGUUAAGCACGCGCUUGAGGGGUUGCAGCAGGGUGGGCUGGUGCAGUUGGCCAUCGACGCCCCAACGGAGGCGUUCAAGGUCGCUGCCACCGAGUCCGGGGUCGAGCCCAACUCGGUCCAGGCACACAUCCCCCCGUCUUCCCCGCGGUACACGUUCUACCACUACCCCGACUCCGACGUGGUGAUCUUCAUAUAUACCUGCCCGUCGGGCUCGUCGAUCAAGGAGCGCAUGCUGUACGCCAGCUCUCGGAUGCACGCGCUCACCAUGGCGGGCGAGCAGGGGCUGAAGAUUUCUAAGAAGAUCGAGGCAUCCUCCCCCGACGAGAUCACGGGCGAGAGGCUGCAGGAGGAAGUGCACCCGCCGCAAGACAGCGGACCGAGUCGAGGCUUCGCGAGACCGAGACGGCCGGGCCGGUGA